Molecule: messenger RNA, 850 nt
Organism: Porites lobata
Lineage: Eukaryota; Metazoa; Cnidaria; Anthozoa; Scleractinia; Poritidae
Source: the annotation of a GenBank genome assembly
AUGGCGUCCCGCAUUGCAGCGUCGGGUGUUGGUUAUAGGGUCACAUAUGAGGGUCCAAUACGAAAAUGCGAAGUAACAUUUAAUGCUCCAAAUCGAACGAUGUAAUUAGAUUAUAGGUAUGAGAAUAUAAACGAUAGCAGGAAAAAUCUAGCAACCACGGUACUUUGAGGCCUGAUUCAGACGCUGUUCUUCACAGAAGCAGAGUCGGUUUGAAACGGCAGUGCACCAGCGUUAAUACAGACACCGAACUUCAAAUUUUAGCCAAACUAACUGCAUAAUUUUGAAAAAAAAUUGAUAUAUUCUUACUGCAUUUUGAAGCUUUAGUUCGGUUGGAUUAAAGAUUGGCGGUCCUAAAUUAAUUUCAGUGGGCCCAAACUCAAAUUUAAUCCUAUAAAGUACGGCGUCUAAACCCCCUGAGAAUAAGACGGCAACAAUUGUUUAUGAUUGUACUUAACAGUAACUAAACAAAAGUGUUCAGAACGGAUUAAGGUGUUAUAAACAAAGCAAAAUUUUAGCGAAAUUUACUGACGCGCUUUUUGCCCAUUGCACCACUCUGUCUAUUCAGAGUGAAACUCAAGUCUCGUUGACCGGUGGUUUCAUGGAAACGGUGCUCUUGGUGCUUCUCGCCAUGACAGCCGUAUGGACAGCUGCGGGAGUGACGAUAACAGCCCCUGGGUUGGUUGGACGGGACCUGCAGCAGCUGCAACAACAGCAACAGGCAAUGAUUAGUAUAAUGAUGAACAAUAGAGGUCCACCAAUCACUGCUGCCCGUUCAAUAUCGGAAAAGUUGUACCACCACUCGAAGAUCCCUGCUCGCACAAAAACACUUUUCAAGUCUAGUAGGACUUGA